Molecule: messenger RNA, 1226 nt
Organism: Heteronotia binoei (common prickly gecko)
Lineage: Eukaryota; Metazoa; Chordata; Lepidosauria; Squamata; Gekkonidae
Gene: LYPD3
Product: LY6/PLAUR domain containing 3
Exons: 5
Coding region: 186-1226 (346 amino acids)
Cellular component (GO): plasma membrane
Source: RefSeq, a predicted model, not a curated record
AAAAAACUUCUUCUGGGCUGGCUUCCAAGUGCUGAGCUACAAAGCUUAUGGAGGUGUGGCCCACAGAAGAGGCCGUGAUACCCCGCCCCAGCUGCCUACUCAUAUUUAGUCUCUUAGCUUCAUCUUCCAGACACUGACAGCAGCCGGACGCAUCAAGGGACGGUGGAAAGGAGCCAAAGUACAACAUGGGGUUCCACUUUCUGUUCCAAGCUUGUGUCCUUCUGGGGGCACUCAUGUUCUCCUCAAAAGGUGCCUUGGCCUUGGAGUGCCACAGCUGCGUGGACAUCGGUGAUGGCGGCUGCAGCCCAGAGAAUAUGAAGAAAAUGAAAUGCUUAGAGACCACCAAGGUGUGCGUGGAAACAGUGGCUGCCGUGCAGUGGAGUCAUGGGAAUUUCUUGAUUGGCGAGAAGGGCUGCGGUCUGGGCAUUCCUGGGCAAAACGACAAAGCGGUGGAUCUCCACGGCAUCGUUGCCUUCUCCCAGCUCUAUCAGUGCAACAGCAGCCGCUGCAACAAUAAACUGGACCUCACAGCUCUGCAGCUGCAAGGCAUUGGGAACGAGAGCGCCAUGGUUCCGAAUGGGGUGGAAUGUUACAGCUGCAACGGCGACGAGUGUUCAACGGACAAUGCUACCAUCGUCAAGUGCUACAAUUCUUUCCGGGGCUGUUUCCAUGGCAACAUCACUAUGAGAGCCGGCAAGUUUUCAUUGACCAGGCCCAUCAAGGGUUGUGUUCAGGAUGAAGAGUGCACCAAGGUCACAAGAGGAAGUCCAGCCAUCACGCUCAUGGGUUCCUGUUGCUCUGGCAACCUCUGCAACGUCGACCUUUCCAACAAAACUCACUUUGCUCCCAAGAUUCCACGCCUUGCGGUCCUGCCCGAUCAAAGCAGCAACGUCACCACUGAAGAAGCUACCCCAGGAUACACUCUGGACAGUUUGCCAGCUCCUAGUGAUGCCAACAAAGGAACCCUCUCCGUCACUGGGACCUCAACACCGGUCAAUCCCAACAACCAUAACCACGACCACGACCAUGACCACGAGCAUGACCACGACCACGACCAUGACGUCAAUGAUGAAGCAGACUUCUCAGGCAGAAAUGGGUAUUUUAUCAAUGCUGUAAAAGUCGAGGAGCGUAAGCACCAAGAUCAGGUGCCAUAUAGUGGAACUGGUGUGAAUGGCUUAGGGGCAUCGCUUUUGCUGAUCUUGCUACUAACUGGGUUGUUUAUGUAA